CGCCUGCUCACUCGGCGGCAGCCGACUGGUGAGAAAGCUACUUACCAGGAGAGUUCCAUGUGCUGGCGGGUUCCGAAGCGGGGGCAUCAUGGUAUGAGAGAAAGAUGGGGGCCAGGGUGACCCGCGCUCUCCGGAACUUCAAUCUGGAUAACCGUGCUGAGAGGGAAAUCAGCAAGGCGAAGCCGUCUGCUGCCCCCAUGCACCCCACCACCAAGACCCUGAUUCAGGAGGAAAUCAAACGCCAUCCAGAAUUAGAGGAAAUAGUUAAAAAAAAAGAUGACAAGCUGCUCACAUUGUUGAAAGAAGUAUAUGUUGACUCCAAAGAUCCUGUUCCACAUGUCCGGGUGAAAGAUACCAGUAUACCUCACUCAACGGAGCUCAGACUUCUAAAAGGCAAUCACUUUAACCUCAUGUCUUCCGAGAACAUUCCCAAAGGCAAAAUUUCUGUGGUGGAGGCUCUCACACUACUUAACAAUCAUAAACGUUUUCCUGAAACGUGGACUGCAGAGAAAAUAGCCCAGGAAUAUUAUCUAGAACCGAGAGAUGUGAAAUCCCUUCUCACAUUUUUCAUUGCUUUUGAUGUAAAGCUCUUUCCUGACAAUAACAAAAAGAAAGCUAUAUCAUCUAAGUGAAAGAAGCCAUCAGAAGCAUUUUCCACCAUGCUCCCUACGUAUGCCCUCGUCUUAUUCUUCGCCUCCUGAAUGCAUUAAAUUAUGUUGUCAUUUGACCAAGUGAUUACAGUUCUCUCUUUGUGACUGAAAACUUUUAUUUAAUGAGCAGCUAAUUGUGUCAGGCUGCUGGUCUAGCAGGAAAUGUUUUGACAAUAUUUCAUUCUGCUGUAUUCUAUCAUGUGUAUAUCCAAAUGAAUGAGCUCAACAUUAAUGUGUUCCUUAGAAGUGGGAAAAGCAGGCUCUUAUUUUUAGGCAUAGCAAGUGACCAGUUCUGAAGUGGUCCCACUCUCUUGGGAUAUGUCUGAGAGUGUAUCUAAAAUUAAAGAAAAAUUUUUUUGUCUUCCGA
This is a messenger RNA of Dromiciops gliroides (monito del monte), 1017 nucleotides long. RefSeq names its product NADH:ubiquinone oxidoreductase complex assembly factor 4 (gene NDUFAF4). The transcript has 3 exons. Lineage: Eukaryota; Metazoa; Chordata; Mammalia; Microbiotheria; Microbiotheriidae. Gene Ontology annotation, biological process: mitochondrial respiratory chain complex I assembly. Bases 105 to 632 code for a protein of 175 amino acids. The record is from RefSeq and is a predicted model, not a curated record. Gene Ontology annotation, cellular component: mitochondrion.